This is a messenger RNA of Penicillium diatomitis, 2712 nucleotides long. RefSeq names its product WD repeat protein. The transcript has 3 exons. Gene Ontology annotation, biological process: positive regulation of transcription by RNA polymerase I; positive regulation of rRNA processing. Bases 1 to 2712 code for a protein of 903 amino acids. NCBI's taxonomy places the organism in Eukaryota, Fungi, Ascomycota, Eurotiomycetes, Eurotiales, Aspergillaceae. Gene Ontology annotation, molecular function: protein binding; RNA binding. Gene Ontology annotation, cellular component: nucleolus. The record is from RefSeq and is a predicted model, not a curated record.
AUGGCUCCAAAUCGGUCAGCAAAGCAACAAAAACGAUCCCGGGCCAGCGAUGUAGCAGAGAAAGUGUCACGAUCAGUCGAGGAGCGAACAAAACGCCGACGGACGUCCGAUGUCACCGAAGAACAGAGCCUCGUGAAUAGCAAUGGAUCAACAGGAAAGGAGGUCGCAGUCGCUGGUGACGUCCCUUCCCAGGAACAAAAAGAGCGCAAGAAAGCUGCGCCAUGGUCGUUUUCACGCCCCGUUGGUGGACGCUACCUCAAUCUGGACCCGGUCAUGACUGAGGAUGAAGCACAUCUGUUUGUCGCACUAGACACUGCAGUGCAGGUCUUUGCUACUGCUACUUCCCGUCUCCUUCGAACCCUACAAAUGGAAGCCGGGCAAAAGGUGGUCGGUUUCCAACUAUGCCCUACUGAGCCAGGAAUCCUUUACAUCUUCACAUCCGGCUUUGUGACCAAAUGGGAUUGGGACUCUGGCAAGAGACUUGCUCGCUGGGGCACUGAUGCUACUACUGUCGCGAUUGACCUGACCGUGCCCGAGAACGAAGCUCAACCGGUGUCGUACUCUAUCGUCUCUCCCAAGGAUGGCAAACGGCAGAUUCUUGUCAAUGCUUUGGGCGAGAAGAAGAUCCCAGGGGUCCCUAUCUUGACAACCAGUGAAUCAAUCAGCAGUAUACGGGUCACAUGUGGGGGUCGAGUCAUUGUCGCUUGCGAUGGAGCUCACAUUUUCCUUGGACUUGCCUCAAACAUCGAUCUCGAGACCCCGAAAUCAAUUCAAUUCUCAUGGCGGGAGGCUACUCUCCCAGCUUCGGCCACCUGUUUCCACCUUCGGGAAAAUUCCGAAGAAAGUCAACUAUCUACCAACCCAGUGGUUGAUCUCGCCGUCGGACAGGUUGGUGGUUCGAUCCUGGUCUACCAGAACAUUUUGAACACUCUGUUUGUUCAGUCAACGGACAAGAAGCCCUCGCCUCGUAAGCUCCACUGGCACCGAGGCGCUGUGAGUUCAGUGCGAUGGUCAAGAGACGGCAAUUACCUCAUCUCAGGUGGUCAAGAGUCUGUUCUCGUACUUUGGCAAUUAGACACUGGCCGCAAGCAGUUUCUCCCUCAUCUUUCUUCCCCCAUCUGCAACAUUGUCGUGUCUCUGAGCGGCAACUCGUAUAUUGUGAAGCUCGCCGACAACUCAGUCAUGGUGCUAUCUGCACGAGAACUACAACCUUCGGCGAAUGUGACGGGGUUGCAGCUGAGUACCGAGGUAUCCAGCUACAAAGAUUCGUCUUCACAGAGGCCUUACGGUGCCGUGGCUACAUUGCACCCGCAACACCCGGAGCGCCUGAUGGUCACGGUGCCUGCAUCAUAUCACGUCAGUCAGCAGGGUCAUCAACGUCCGAGCUCCGCUGUCUUACAAACCUUUGACAUUCGCUCCAACUAUCACAUUUCUCGACAAGCCCUCGCACGAACCAAUGCGACAACGCUUGACAUUGGCCCAGACGGUUCCCCUAUUGUUGCACCAGAUGUCUGCCAAAUGGGCGUUUCACAAGACGGUAAAUGGAUGGCAAGUGUUGACUCAUGGACGCCAAACCCCCAGGAUGUGGAAUCUCUCACUUCCAACACCUCCAACAAAGAGUUCGCAUCAUCGCAUCCAGAAGUGUACAUGAAGUUUUGGAAAUGGAACGCCUCCAGUGAUACGUGGGAGCUGGUGACGCGCAUUGAUGGUCCUCAUUUCAAGGACUUCCGAAAUUCGCCGGUUCUCAGCCUAGCGGCUCGACCAUGCUCGCACGAAUUCGCCAGUCUAGGUGCCGAUGCGUUCCUCCGUAUUUGGUGUCCCAUAUCUCGGCCUCGAAGCGGGUUGACCACAGAUACCUCGAAACAAAACCUGGAUAACUGGAAAUGCCGAACCGUCGUCGACCUCAGUGCGUUUGUCAACCCGGCAAUGCAGGCCGUUGAGGCAGGCUGCAUCACUUUCUCAGAGGACGGAUCGGUCCUUGCCGUUUGCCUGCCCUCCGCCACUGGAACGAGCGAUGGUGUUGUGCUCCUGGUCGACGUGAGAAAUGGCAGCAUCCACUACCGCCGAACAGGCGUCUUCUUCGGUAACCCGUUCUCCGCCAAGUUCCUGGCCAAGCACUUGAUCGUCGCAGCUUCGGGAUCCAUAUCUGUCUGGGAUACCGUCGAUGACGUGGUAACGCCCGUCAAGCUCAUCGAUAACGCCAGCUCAGAAUCACAUUUCCAAACAAUCCUCGCCGUGAAUCCACGAACCAGCACUUUUGCCGUUGUUCUCCGCACGGGCGGUAGCUCCAAGAACCCCGAGAAGAAGCGCCGCAAGGCCAAGCACCACAUCCAGAUCUAUGAUGUUCCCUCCCUGGAGAUGACAUUCCACGAAACCCUUUCUUGCAGCCCUCUUUCCCUCCUCUCAGACACGCACACCGGCGACUACAUCAUUUUGGACUCCACCGCCACCGUGCAACGACUCGGCUGCCUGGAGAAGACCACACAGAAGAUCACCCAGCCUCGCGAAGUCACCAGCCAAUUGAACUCCGGCCUUGCCAGCAUCUUCAGUCAAUCCCACGAACGGUCCGCCAUGGUUCCCGUGGUUGAAGACAACACCUCUGCUUCUCAGACCAAAGCCCUGGCAACUGUGUUUGGAGAGACUCCUGCUUUCGCGUUGCCUUCUUUGAAUGUGCUCUUCAGGAACGUGGUUCAGACUCUGGGAUCGAACUAA